Molecule: messenger RNA, 1394 nt
Organism: Hylaeus volcanicus
Lineage: Eukaryota; Metazoa; Arthropoda; Insecta; Hymenoptera; Colletidae
Product: probable protein phosphatase 2C T23F11.1
Exons: 5
Coding region: 247-1191 (314 amino acids)
Biological process (GO): protein dephosphorylation
Molecular function (GO): protein serine/threonine phosphatase activity; cation binding
Source: RefSeq, a predicted model, not a curated record
CGUCAUGGUGUAAUCAGCUGUUGAUACGUUUCAGACGAAGUUAUACUUUUUUUUGAAUAAUUUUUCCGAUAUUAUAUCCAGCAAGUUUCUUUAUGGCUAGAUACGAAAGGCAUGAAAUAAAAUUACAGUGUUGUUAAAAUUACAUAUCAUACGUUCAGCAACAGAUUCUAGACAAGCAAUAGUGUAUAGGAAGGUUAGGUUUGCCUACGUUCAUUUGACAGCACACAAAGAAUCUGUAAAAAAAUAAUGGGUCAAACACUCAGCGAGCCUGUGACAGCCAAGAAGUCGGCAUGCUGCAGGGACUCAAACUACAGAGUCGGCAGUUCGUGUAUGCAGGGUUGGCGUACUAAAAUGGAAGAUUGUCAUGUACACAUACUUUCAUUACCCGAUGAUCCAGGCACUGCAUUCUUCGCAGUAUAUGAUGGCCAUGGAGGUGCAGCAAUGUCACAACAUGCUGGAAAACAUCUUCAUGAAUACAUAACUAAGAGAAGCGAGUAUAGGGCAGGUAAUAUUGUUGAAGCUAUACAACAUGGCUUCUUGGAAUUAGAUGAAGCAAUGCAAAAUGAUGAAGUACUUAGAGAUGAACAAGCAGGAACCACUGUAACAGCACUCCUUAUUAAGGACAAUGUUAUAUAUAGUGCAAAUGCUGGCGAUAGCAGAGCAGUGGCAAGUAUUAAUGGUAACGCAGUAUCCCUCAGUCGAGAUCAUAAACCGACAUUGAAAGAUGAACGUGAACGAAUUAAAGCUGCUGGUGGUUGGGUUGAAUUUAACAGAGUUAAUGGUACGCUUGCGUUAUCUCGCGCUCUUGGAGAUUUUAUGUUCAAACGAAAUGAUCGUAAAUCGGCACAAGAACAAAUCGUGACUGCUUUCCCCGAAGUUCGACAAUAUCAAAUAACGGAAGAUUGGGAAUUUGUUAUUUUGGCUUGUGAUGGUAUUUGGGACGUAAUGACCAGCGCAGAGGUAGUUAACUUUGUACGAACACGGAUAUCGACAUGUAGCCCAGGUCAAGAACACGACACGACGUAUCCCGAGGACAUUUGUGAAGAGCUUAUGAAUCAUUGCCUUGCACCAGAUACUCUAAUGGGUACAGGUUGCGAUAAUAUGACGGUCGUCCUUGUUUGUUUCCUUCAUGGAAAACCAUAUUCCCAUUUAAUUCUACGUUGCAAGGAAACAAGUAGUACAAAUCCCUAGUUAUUUAAGUUAUUAUUAUUAUUUUAUCUUGAUCAUCUUUUAAAUUCUUUAUGUAACAUUUUGCAUCACAUUGAAACUAGCGUGGUUCAUUACUAUCACCAUUGUGCAAUAGUUAUAAAAUCUUUAAGCUUCAUCAUGGACUCUUACAUUUUUAAACUUUGUGAACGUAAGUUUCUGAAGAACAGCAUUCAUUUCUACGAAAA